AGUGAAAGACUGUUUUGCAUAAAAGGGGCAAGUUAUUUGUUUGGCUCCUGCAUAUACAUAUCAAAAUGAUUUUCUAUCGGAGGUUCAAGAGAAAGGAGAAAGGAGGGGGAAGUUUAGGAGACUGUGGCAAAUCAAUACAUCUUGUUGACAACAUACAUGAAUAGAUAGGAGAAGAUGGAUAGAAAAGAAACUUCCUUACAUAUUUUAUCUCCUUCUUUCUGUUAACAAUCAUAUAUAAAAACUAGCUAUUUUCUUUCUUUCUUUCUUUUUCUUUUAAUUAUAACUCUUUAUUAUGCUUGGUCGUUCUGCUAUUAAACUCUUAAAUCGUCGCAAUGUCAUUGCUUUAGGUGCUAUGGCUACCACAGGUGGUGCCUUGUUGAUGAGCUCAGAUAGAAAGCAAGUCCAUGCUGAAUCAAAUCAACUCAAAUUCUGGCAAAGUUUGCCUGGUGAAAAUACACCCGAGAACCCAGGUUUUGCUAAGCUGCGUGGUAUGGCUGCUGAGCAACGAUUUAGAACAUCUCUUGCUCAAAACAAUGGCAAGACUGAUUUUGAUGUUGUGAUUGUCGGUGGUGGUAUCAUUGGUUUAGCUACUGCAAGAGAAUUAUUGAAACGUUUUCCCAACAUGACUGUUGCCGUUCUGGAAAAGGAACGUGAAGUGGCUGCUCAUCAAUCAGGUCACAACAGUGGUGUUAUUCAUGCUGGUAUCUAUUAUAAGCCUGGUUCUCGUAUGGCCAAGACUUGUGUUCGUGGUGCUGAUUUGAUGUAUGAGUACUGCAAACAAAAUCAAUUGCCUGUUGAACGUUGUGGUAAAUUAAUUGUUGCUGUUGAUGAAAAGGAACACAAACAAGUCGAAAGAUUGAUGGAGAUCGCUACCUUAAAUGGUGUAAAAGAUCUUCAAGUUCUUAACAGUGAAGAGAUCAAGAAAUUGGAACCCAAUGUCGUUGCUUAUUCUGCUCUUUACUCUCCAAACACCGGUAUCACUGACUUUGGCCUUGUUGCUCAAUGUAUUGCUAAUGAAAUUAUGCAAACUGGUCGUGCUGAAAUCAAACUUGCUUUUGAGGCUCGUAAGUUUGAGGGUAGAUCCGAUGGUAGAGUAGAGAUUUGGGGUGGCGAACCCAACCAAAGAGGUCCCACACUUAAAGUUACGGCCAAGAAUGUAAUCACUUGUGCAGGAUUUUAUUCAGACCGCGUUGCAGGUCUUGCAGGAGGUGAUUCUAGCCGUGCCAAGGUCGUUACUUUUAGAGGCACUUACUAUCAACUCAAGCCUGAAUACCGUGGUAUCUGUCGCAUGAAUGUCUAUCCUGUCCCUAGUGGUGGCGGUAUCCCAGUAGGUGUUCACUUUACACCUACUGUGAAUACACGUCGAGGUAUUCAAAUGAUUGUUGGCCCUGGUGCCUGUUUGUCUUUUGCUCGUGAAGGCUACACUUUUACUGAUUUCAAGUGGCAAGAUAUCUGGGCCUCUUUAACCAACAUGAACUUGUGGAUGUUUGCUCUCAAAAACCCUUCCUUAUCUAUUGGUGAACUCUAUAAGGACAUGAACAAGCGUGCUUUCUUACGUGCUGCUCAAGCUUAUGUUCCUGGAUUAACUGAAGAUAUGGUUGAAGAAAGUUUUGCUGGUGUUAUGUCACAAGUAUUUGAGAAGGGAGGUAUUGCUGCAAAUGACUAUAUUUUGGAGCGCAAGGUCAUGGAUGGAAAAAUCCUUUGCGUCCGCAACGCACCUACUCCUGCAUGCACUGCUUCCCUGGCUAUUGCAGAAAUGCUGAUCGACACUGCAACUGAAGACUUUGAAUGGAAGAAAGAAGAGUCUUCUGAUAAAAAAGUGACUCAUGCACCAAAGGCUCAACAACUUGCCCUUGCUGCUUAAAUGUAAACACACAUAUAUAUAUAUACAUACAAAAUUAUUCUACAUCCACAUUCAUCUCCUAUUCUCUUUCUCUUUCUCUUUAUAUAUUAUAGUUAUUAUUAAAUGCAUUACAUUUUACAUUAUCUAUUGUGUGACAUCAAGCAAUGGAUGUGCGAUCCUAAAUAUUUAUACAUGCAUACAUAUUUAUACUAGAGUGUUAUAGUCUGUUAC
This is a messenger RNA of Gilbertella persicaria, 2074 nucleotides long. RefSeq names its product FAD dependent oxidoreductase-domain-containing protein. Bases 293 to 1864 code for a protein of 523 amino acids. Gene Ontology annotation, molecular function: (S)-2-hydroxyglutarate dehydrogenase activity; (S)-2-hydroxy-acid oxidase activity. The transcript is spliced from 5 exons. Lineage: Eukaryota; Fungi; Mucoromycota; Mucoromycetes; Mucorales; Choanephoraceae. The record is from RefSeq and is a predicted model, not a curated record.